This is a messenger RNA of Paramecium tetraurelia, 879 nucleotides long. RefSeq lists its product as uncharacterized. NCBI's taxonomy places the organism in Eukaryota, Ciliophora, Oligohymenophorea, Peniculida, Parameciidae. The record is from RefSeq and is a predicted model, not a curated record. The transcript is spliced from 4 exons.
AUGUUUUCUGCCAGAGAUUAACUCAGGUUUUCAAGAAAAACCAUACAAACCUGCUCAAUAGCUUCAUCAAAACCUAUAAGAUAUGCAACCUAGUAUUGUGGGGAUGAUGAAUAUUCUACUUCGAAUUUCAAUUCUGAUUAUGAAUUGUUGAGAACGAAGGAAAAGUAUAAAUAAAAGUGCGAGGAAAUAGAUAUGAAGAAAAACCAAUUACAUUCUGAUAACCUAGAUUUGGAAUUAAGAGCUGAGAAACUAAGGUAGGGAGAGAAUGAAGUAAGGUAUAUGGCUGAAAUUCUUAAAAGCAAGAUCAAAUAAAUUUAACAACAAGAAUAACAAAUUAAGGAAAAUCAAACUGCCUUUCUUGAAAAGUUCAAAGACAAGGAAUUGUGCUUAAUUGAAUAACAAAAAUUAAUCUAAGAAAAACAAGAUCAAUUAAAUAUUAGAGAAUAAUAACUAUCAAUUCGUGAACAAUCCCUAAAAGAAAAGGAAUCUCUCCUAUCAGAGUAGAUUCAUUACUAUACUCAAUUUAAUGAACGUCUGAAAAUCAAUUUAGAAGAACUCAAUAAAAAGGAAUAAUUUUACAUUUAACAAAUUAGUAAUAUGAAUCAAACCGUCGAAAGUUUAAUGGACCAUGAAAAUCAUAUCAGAGAUCUAGAAUUUAAACUAACUCAAUAAAUCUAAUAAUUAAAAGAUUUUGAUAACUAAAUUAGAAUUUAGGUGUUAAAUUGCAAAUAAUAAGAAGAACUAAUUGAUUAAAAAGAAUAAGGAAUUUUUAAAAGUUAAGAAUUGAUUAAUCGCAAAUUACUUUGGGAUUAAAAAAAUAUCACUAGGCAACAUCUACAAUAAAUUUCAAAUUACAUGAGUGACUAAAAUUACUUUUGA